AUAUUAAUAAAUUGUUGCUUAAUAUUAGAUGGCUUUUAAUAAUAAGUUAGAGAGAGAUAAACAAAAACUGGUGACUGAAAAGUGUCAACAGAUUUUGGGUCAACUUCUUAGAGAUGAAGACAACAAAUAUUGUGUCGAUUGUGAUGCAAAAGGUCCCCGAUGGACGGCUUGGAAUUUAGGCAUAUUUUUGUGCAUCCGAUGUGCAGGUAUUCACCGCAAUCUCGGUGUUCACAUAUCACGUGUAAAAUCGGUGAAUUUGGACGCCUGGACUCCCGAACAGAUAGCGUGUAUACAAAACAUGGGUAACUCGAAAGCCAGAGCUGUCUAUGAGGCCAAUCUUCCGGACAAUUUCCGGCGUCCGACUACUGACUCGACUUUAGAAGCAUUUAUAAGAGCUAAAUAUGAACAGAAAAAAUAUAUCGCUAAAGAAUGGGUUGAACCGCCGCCUCCUAAACCAGCGUUUGACAUCGAAGAAGAACUUAGAAAAGAAAAGGAGAAGAAGCGCAACAAAGUGAAGGCAUUUCAGAGUCCUAUGACAACAACAGAAUUACAGGCUAACCCUCUUCCCCGUCCAAAUUCUACUGGAGUUAAUAAUGCUAUAAAUGCUGAUAAAAUAGUACAGAAAGUAGAAAACGGAAAAUCCAGUACUGAUCUCUUAGGUCUUGAUAUUAGUAAUUCUUUGACCAACAAAUCAGAUGACGAAUCAUUUGGCCUUUUUGUUAGCUCUGCUGACACUAAAGAAAAUAAUGAAAAUAAAUGCGAUUCUAAGAUAAAAUCAAAUGAAGAAUCGGAUUUCUUUAAUCAAAAGGCAACAGGAGAUGAAAAGAAGGUGAUGUCUAAAGAAUCCAUUUUAUCGCUUUAUGCAAGUGCUUCACCAAUAGCCACAUCUUUACCACAGCAACAACCGAAUGUUGGGACGCAAAAUGCAUCGUUUAAUACUUCAAAUGCACUAUUUAUGGGACAAUUUGUACCUAAUUCACAACCAAUGACAACACAAAUUCCCAAUUCAUUGUUUAUGUCACAAAAUAAUUCAGUCUCUCCUGCAGUCGAUGGUCUGCAGUCAUCAAAUCUAAUGAAUCAAAUGACUCAAUCUAACUUUCCUCUAACGACAAACCCUUUUCUUGCUAACAAUACUUCAAUGAAUUCUAACUUUGGUCAGCAAACUGUACAACAGUUACCGCAACAAAUGUCAUCUUUACAAAUGAAUCCGAUGACAGGUGUCAACCCUAAUAUGAAUGCAAUGGCAAACAGUAGUUCUAAUUGGUUUAAUAUGGUUCCGCAAAAUACUGGCCCUUCAAUGCCAUUGACGACUACAAGUAUUAAUCCAUUCGUAUCGAUGCCAACUUCCAUUCCAACGGGUGUUCCUUUUGCUAAUAAUUUAGGAACAAUUAAUACUAAUUCCGGCUCACUAUUCACACAACCAGAUACUGGUCCUCAAUGGGCUUUUAAUAAUAAUAAUACUUCGUUAAAUCAAACCUCCGGAGUUACCGCUUCAAACAAUUUGUGGCAAUAACUAUGACUGAUAACAAACAAUUGAUUUAUUGUUAAUCGAUAAGAUUCUAGUUUUUAUUAAUCGCAAUUAUCAACAAUAGCUAUACUUGUAAUUAAUAUAUUUAUUUUUAUUUAUUUAAGCAAAUAUUG
Molecule: messenger RNA, 1641 nt
Organism: Oppia nitens
Lineage: Eukaryota; Metazoa; Arthropoda; Arachnida; Sarcoptiformes; Oppiidae
Product: stromal membrane-associated protein 1-like
Exons: 7
Coding region: 29-1513 (494 amino acids)
Molecular function (GO): metal ion binding; GTPase activator activity
Source: RefSeq, a predicted model, not a curated record